Messenger RNA from Lathyrus oleraceus (garden pea), 1005 nucleotides. RefSeq lists its product as uncharacterized. The record is from RefSeq and is a predicted model, not a curated record. Gene Ontology annotation, biological process: DNA integration. Lineage: Eukaryota; Viridiplantae; Streptophyta; Magnoliopsida; Fabales; Fabaceae. Gene Ontology annotation, molecular function: nucleic acid binding. The coding region runs from base 1 to 1005 and encodes 334 amino acids. The transcript is spliced from 2 exons.
AUGCCAUUAAAGGCUGUUAAAGGACAAGUGGUAGCAGAUUUUAUAGUCGACCACUCCAUAGAUGCAAAUGCACUGGACUAUCACGAAUUAGAACCUUGGAAGUUGUACUUCGAUGGGUCUAGUCACAGGGAUGGAACAGGCAUAGGAGUCGUGAUUAUUUCUCCUAAUAAAAUUCCAACAAGAUUCAAGUACAGAGUGGAGGGUCUCUACUCAAACAAUGAUGCUGAAUAUGAAGCCCUCAUAGCCGGACUUGAAAUAUUAUUGGGAUUGGGGGAGGAUGUGAUCGAGUUUAUCCAGAAGCACAUUAUUUAUAGAUUUGGAAUCCCAGAGACUGUUACAACAGAUCAAGGGUCAGUAUUCACUGGUCGGGAAAUGCAAGAAUUUGCCACAGAAAUGGGUUUCAAACUAUUAACUUCGACGCCUUAUUAUGCUCAGGCUAAUGGACAAGUCGAAGCUGCCAAUAAAGUGAUCAUUGGUUUGAUUAAAAAGCAUGUGAAGAAGAAGCCUAGAAAUUGGCAUAAAACUCUAGUUCAUAUUUUAUGGGCAUGUCAUACCUCUCCCAAAGAAGCCACAAAAUCAACCCCUUUUCGACUAACUUUUGGCCAUGAUGUUGUUCUACCAGUAGAAACUCACCUACAAUCUAUAAGGAUUCAAAGGCACCAUGAACUUCCAACAGAGUCAUAUUGGAGCAUGAUGAUGGAUGAAUUGGUUGACUUAGAUGAAGAAAGGUUAAAUGCUUUGGAGUUAUUAAAACGAAAAAAGAAGAGAAUAGAAAUCUCUUAUAACAAGAGGGUAAAAGUCAAAAGUUUUUCGCCUGAAGACUUGGUCUGGAAAGUCAUCCUUCCAAUGGAUCGAAAGGAUAGAGCCUUAGGAAAGUGGGAAGGCCCUUUUCAAAUUUUGCAAGUUUUUUCUAAUGGUGCUUAUGAAAUCGAAGAGCUUAAUGAAGAUAGAAGGAUUCUAAGAGUGAAUGGGAAAUAUUUGAAAAGAUAUAGACCAGUGCUCUAA